This is a messenger RNA of Amphibalanus amphitrite, 2601 nucleotides long. RefSeq names its product tudor domain-containing protein 1-like. The transcript has 17 exons. The record is from RefSeq and is a predicted model, not a curated record. The coding region runs from base 1 to 2601 and encodes 866 amino acids. Lineage: Eukaryota; Metazoa; Arthropoda; Thecostraca; Balanomorpha; Balanidae.
AUGGAGGUUUCGACGCUGCAGCAGCCGCGCCCUGAGAGUCUGCGGACGGCCUCGCCGUCUCAGGUGCUGGACCCGAGCGAGGUGCAGGAGGCGAUCCGGCUGCACUUCAGCCAGCUGCACGGGCAGCUGCAGCUGCGGCAGCUGGCGCUCACCGAGCAGCUGCUGCAGGCCGCCCAGUCGCAGCGCACUGCCAUCCGCGACACGGAGGCGGCGGCCGAGGAGGGUGUCACGCGGCUCCAGCAGCUGCUCUCGCAGGCGGAGCCGGUGCUGGCCGGCGCCGAUGGUGUGGCCGUCACCGCCGACCUGGAGCCGCUGCUGCAGCAGCUGUCGGCCGCCUCCGACCGGCCCUGCCACCUGCUCUGGGCCGACGGCGACGCAGACGGCGGCCGCGUCAGCUUCCUGGCCGACAAGACGCUGCUGACCUCUAUCGGCGACCACGGGAAGCUGGAGGUGGACAUUGCGCCACCAGUGCGUCUGCUGUCGGACGCUGAGCUCCCUGCAGACCAUGUCGUCACCGAGAUCACGCCCGAUAUGCUCGCUGAAGAGGAGGAGCCGGUGCGUGACACCACGCCGGCCGUGUGCUCCGAGCCGGCCAUCCCUCCGGCGGCGGCGGCCGGCACUGUGGAGCUGCUGGCGGUCACAGCGUCCCGGCCGCUGCCGCCGACGCCGGCGCGCCCCGGCAGCUCGCCGCGCCCCCCGUCCGACCGCCGACUGGCGGCGGUGUUCCCGGCCCCGGCCCCGGCCCCGGUCCCGGCUGCCGCCCCCGCCGCCAGGGACAGCGGACGCACGGAGGCCGCGGACGGCUCCCUGGCGCCCUUCGGCCAGGAGCGGGUGCUGGUGACCCACAUCAACAGUCCGUCUCAGUUUUACGUGCAGCGCUGCUGCCAGAACCGUCAGCUGCAGGAGCUGAUGCGGCGCGUGGCGCAGUGGAGCCGCAACCCCGACAGCAAGCGCAACAAACACCUGCUCACACUGGCCAAAAACGAGCUGUGUCUGUCGCAGUACCGCAGCGAUGGCCGCUGGUACCGCGCCCGCAUCAUCGACGUGUACCCGCCGGGCGAGGAGGGAGCGCCCUUCGAGUACGAGGUGUUCUAUAUCGACUACGGUAACCAGGAGCGUGUGCUGGAGUCCCGCCUGCUGCCCAUGUCCGGCCCGCUGGCCCGCGACCACGACAUGGCUCUGCUCUGCACCCUCUGGGACCUGGUGCCGGCCGGCGGCGCGGCCGCCUGGAGUCCGCGCGCCACACACGCCUUCGCCGAGCUGGUCCGAGGCGAGUCAGUGGCGAUGACCACCAUCAGCGCGAAGCCGGGCCGGCCGCGCGAGGUCGAGAUGCUCAAGAUGCCCAACCGGAACAUCGAGGCCGACUCGCCGCAGUCGGUGCGCGACCACCUGGUGUUCCUCGGCGUGGCCAGCUACGUGGGAGGCGCCGCCGCAAAACGGUCUCGGGCGGCGCCCGGCUCGGGAGUGGCCGCCAGCGCCGGCCGCCGGCCGCCGCCCGCCACCCCGGCCGUCACCGUAGCGCGGAUGGAGAGCGCCACCGCCGACCGACGCCAGUUCUACGCGCCCGAGCACCUGGCGCGCGGGUCUCAGACGGACGUACUCGUCAGCCACGUGGACUCGCCGGAGACGUUCUACAUCCAGCAGCUGGGCGUCCAUGCCGAGUACCUCUCCAAUAUGAUGGACGAGAUCCAGCGAGUGUACGCCAAGAGCUCCAAACACGCGCUGCUCAACCCGCAGAAAGGCCAGGUGUGCGUGGCCCAGUUCUCGGUCGACGGCAAGUUCUACCGAGCCGAGAUCGAGAUCCUGCUCUCUCACGGCAUGGUGGACGUCUACUACGUCGACUACGGCAACCGCGAGCGUAUCUCACUGCAGGCGGUGCGCAAAAUCGAGGACAAGUUCAUGGUCAUCCCCAAACAGGCGUUAAAGUGUCGUCUGGCUGACAUCCAGCCGAUGAACCCCCAGUCCGGCUGGGAGGACGCGGUGCGACAACAGCUCAUCGAGGCCACCGACAACUGCGUGCUCAAGAUGUACGUGGACAGCGUGGACUCGAUCUCUCACGUGGUGACUCUGUACAAGUGCCGUUCGGAUGCCGACAUCUGCAUCAACGCCCUGCUGGCUCAGCUCAGCUGCGUGAGAGGCACCGCACCCAGCACGCGUACCGUCGAGUACACCAAAGUGGGCUGGGAGCCGACGCGCGAGGUACCGGCCGCGUCCGGCUCGUCGGUGGCCUCCUGGCCGCCGUCGGCCGCCCGCCAGUCGUCGGAGCGGACAGGCACCGCCUCACAGUCGUCGGCCGGCGAGGCUGCGCCGGUGGCUACCAGCACCGGCUCGCUGGACGUGGCCGUCUGCCACUGCGAGUCGCCGGCCAAAUUCAGCGUCCAGAUUCGCGGCGAGAUCACCACCCUGGAGCGGAUGAUGCGCGAGCUGCAGGAGCUGUACGGCGGCCCGCGGGCGCCCUCCCGGCACGGCUACUCGUGGCGCGCCGGUGACGUGGCGGUGGCGCGGUGCCGCGGCAUCGACCAGCGCUUCUACCGCGUCCGGGUACUCUCCGUGCCGGAGGAGGCUGCCGACCAGGCCAAGGUGGGCGCGGCGCGGCGCUGA